AUGUUCGAGUCAAAGCAGUUGAACUCCCGUGAUCUGUGGACAGCUUGUGCAUUAAGUGGAAAGCUACUACGAGAUCCAAUAGUAAGCGACUACAAAGGUCGAUUAUACAACAAAGAAUCAAUCCUAGAGUAUUUGCUGACCCCAGAGAAAUUUGGUGCAUCUCAAAGGGCUAAAGUCACAUAUAUAACAGGGAUUAAGGACAUUGUAGAGCUGAAAAUCACUCGAGAGAGCAAAUCACAGACAUGGAUCUGUCCAUUGACAGAGAAAGAUAUAGUUAAGGAAUCAGCUUCACAGCGAUUUGUAUAUAUCGCUGAAUGUGGACACCUCAUGACAGAGAAGGCAAUACGACAAAUGACCAUGGUCGAUAAUGCUAAAGACCAUGGAAAUGGGACGGCAAAUGGAUCCAGUGCAGAGAGCAGUCUGAAUCAUGGAGACAGAGAUAAUAAGAAAGAGUACUGUCCAGUAUGCGACACGGAGUACAUACCAGUAAAUCUUGUCACUGUGAAUCCUAGCAUACCCGAACUUGUCAAAAAGAACGAGGACCGUAUGAAACUGCUUGCUGAGCUGGGACUAACUCAUUCUCUAAAACCAAAAAAGAAGAAGGAAAAAGAGAAGAAAAAACAGAAGUCGUCUACCGAAAAGAAACGGAAAUCGCUGACAACUUCAGACGAUGUUCCUGCGAAGAAGACCAAAGUGCCUGUCGAUACGUGA
Molecule: messenger RNA, 711 nt
Organism: Sugiyamaella lignohabitans
Lineage: Eukaryota; Fungi; Ascomycota; Dipodascomycetes; Dipodascales; Trichomonascaceae
Exons: 1
Coding region: 1-711 (236 amino acids)
Biological process (GO): site-specific DNA replication termination at RTS1 barrier; mitotic DNA replication termination
Cellular component (GO): nucleus
Source: RefSeq, a predicted model, not a curated record